CAUUUUGUUUAGUUCUUUGCUUUUCGCAACGCAAUUUUUUAAUAGAUUUAUUUGGAAUGCUCUGAGAAAGUUGCAUUGGACGUGUUUGACUAAAGAAACAAAAUGACCGAAACACUUACUUAUGGCCCGCCGCUAGACACGGAUGACUCGGAUUGCAGCAGCUAUGAUGGCUUCUACUUUGCCGAACCUCUGAAACGCGAGAAACGUGCUCCAUGCGUGCCACCACAACAACUGUUGUAUGAAGCACUGAUGGAGGGAAACUUGCAACUUAUGCGCGAACACAUCGAUGCGCUGAAGUUUCCUGUGGAUGGCAUCUUGCCUGGAGGACUUACAAUGCUGAUGAGUGCCUGUCGUGAGGGUCACUACGAGGUGGCCGAGUAUUUGGUCAACGAGCUCGGAGCGAAUGUUAACAAGCACGUUGACUCUAAGAUGCCGCUCAUGUUUGCCUGCGACUGCUAUGCAAAUGAUGCGCAUGUGGCCGAGCAGUUGGUGCGCCUGUUGCUUAGCAAGCGCGCCGUCAUCAAUGUGUCGGAUAAGUAUGGCAUCACUCCAUUCAUGCUCGCUUGUCGCCGGGGCUACACUAACGUUGUGCGCCUGCUCAUCGACGAGAUCAGCUUUGAUGCCACAGACAAUCAAGGCUGUACGCCCAUUUUUCAUGCCAUUGAGAAUAACCACAGAGAUAUAGUCAAGAUACUGGUGGAUGCUGGUAUAAAUACCAAUCUGGCUAACAACAAGGGAUAUACACCAAAACAGGUAGCCGAAUUCCAUGGCUUCUAUGAUCUGCUGGAGCUGCUGCCGCCUGAUCCGGCCCCCGCGUACAUAGUGCCAAACAAUUAUAUCUGCUACAACACGCUGCGGGAUCAUGUGCCGCGCAUUUUUCUGAAAACCGACUGUCCGGAGUAUUUUCAAGAGCUAGCCAGCAUAUUGAAGACUCUGGAAAUGUCAAAUAUGCUGGAGCAUUUUGCUAAAGCGCGCAUUUCACUCGCCGAAUUCCUCAUCAUGGAUGAUAAGAGAUUGCGCGAUAUUGGUAUUAAAUUUCCCAUCUAUCGGAACAAGAUCCUAAAGGGGUUACUAGACUUUCAUUUGCAUCACUGGUCGACGAAAUCAAUAGCGCGAGUUAAAAAGGACGGCAUGGAUAACUUCUAUGAGAUUCUCAUGAUCACCGCCAAUCAUUUGCAGCAUUUGGUGAUUAUACAAGCGUCGAUACGGUACGUCAUGCAAAAUCAGUUAAAUGGAAAACUUGGUCAGCCAUCAGAGAUGCAACUGUCCAGCUUGCAGAGCAAUUUAAGAGCAUAUCGCGGAGUUCUAGACGAUCUUACUAAGACGGUUAAAUAUCUUGGUUCGUUCAGCCCAUCACAAAAUCUAUUGUACAUUGACUACAACGAAGUUCUUGCCGAGCGCAAGCGACGCAAGGUGCGAAGUGUUUUUAAGUAUACGACAAUUGUUUUGGGUAUUUCUGUAUUUAUUUGCUUCAAAUGCAAAUGGUUUUUUAAGCUUUAACCAACGAACGACAAUAUAGUAUUAGUAAUCAUGAAUUUCCGUUAAUGUUUAAAUAGUACAAUGCAGUACAAAUAAUCAUAUACUAAUAAUUUCGAUAAUUCUCGAAUCAAAAUAGUUGUAGUUACAAAUGCUUUAUGAACUGU
Molecule: messenger RNA, 1643 nt
Organism: Drosophila navojoa
Lineage: Eukaryota; Metazoa; Arthropoda; Insecta; Diptera; Drosophilidae
Gene: Gasz
Product: ankyrin repeat, SAM and basic leucine zipper domain-containing protein 1
Cellular component (GO): pi-body
Molecular function (GO): protein binding
Source: RefSeq, a predicted model, not a curated record